Molecule: messenger RNA, 1296 nt
Organism: Dovyalis caffra
Lineage: Eukaryota; Viridiplantae; Streptophyta; Magnoliopsida; Malpighiales; Salicaceae
Source: the annotation of a GenBank genome assembly
AUGGAGACGCAGAGAAUAACAGAGUUUCCACAUAAAAACAUGGAUAAGCGUCCUAGGAAACGACAACGUUUAACAUGGGACAUACCUCCUCCUCUCUUAGCUCCUCCGAAGGUGAUUCCGGGGAUGUUUUGUGGGCAGGAAUUUGGGAAUGGAGUGAUUCCAAAUUAUGGGUUCCCAAAUGUAUUUUACAAUCGGAAUGGUUCACCUCCUUGGAGACCUGAUGAUAAAGAUGGACAUUAUGUUUUUGCUAUUGGAGAGAAUUUGACUCCGCGCUACAGGAUUCUUAGCAAGAUGGGGGAAGGGACUUUUGGGCAAGUCUUGGAAUGUUUUGAUAAUGAAAAGAAAGAAGCAGUGGCAAUCAAAAUUGUCCGCUCCAUACACAAGUACCGUGAGGCUGCCAUGAUCGAAAUUGAUGUCCUACAGAGGCUGGCUAGACAUGAUAUUGGUAGCACACGUUGUGUACAAAUACGGAAUUGGUUUGACUAUCGUAAUCAUAUUUGUAUUGUAUUUGAGAAGCUUGGACCAAGCUUAUACGAUUUUCUCCGCAAAAACAGCUAUCGUUCAUUUCCCAUUGAUCUUGUCCGGGAGCUUGGCAGACAACUUUUGGAGUCUGUUGCAUUUAUGCAUGAUUUACGUCUGAUUCACACUGACUUGAAGCCUGAAAAUAUUCUACUUGUUUCCUCUGAUUACAUCAAAGUGCCAGAUUAUAAGUUUCUUUCCCGGUCCACAAAAGAUGGUUCCUACUUCAAGAAUCUUCCCAAGUCAAGCGCUAUUAAGCUCAUUGAUUUUGGAAGUACUACAUUUGAACAUCAGGAUCACAGCUAUGUGGUGUCAACACGGCAUUAUCGUGCACCAGAGGUUAUUUUAGGUCUUGGAUGGAACUAUCCCUGUGAUAUAUGGAGUGUUGGUUGCAUACUUGUUGAAUUAUGUUCUGGUGAGGCGCUUUUUCAAACUCAUGAGAACUUGGAGCAUCUUGCCAUGAUGGAGAGAGUUUUAGGGCCACUGCCACAACAUAUGGCGGUCAGGGCUGAUCGACGUGCUGAGAAAUAUUUCAGGAGAGGUGUGCGAUUGGAUUGGCCCGAUGGUACAACUUCAAGAGAAAGCAUGAGAGCAGUUACGAAGUUGCCUCGUCUGCCUAACCUAAUAAUGCAGCACGUGGAUCAUUCUGCUGGUGAUUUAAUUGAUCUGUUGCAAGGACUUCUAAGAUAUGAUCCAGCAGAGCGGCUCAAAGCCAGGGAAGCAUUAAGGCACCCAUUCUUCUCAAGAGACCUUAGAAGAUACGGCUAUCCCUUGUAA